Messenger RNA from Pistacia vera, 1545 nucleotides. RefSeq names its product exosome complex component RRP41 homolog. Gene Ontology annotation, biological process: rRNA catabolic process; poly(A)-dependent snoRNA 3'-end processing; nuclear mRNA surveillance. Bases 1 to 924 code for a protein of 307 amino acids. The transcript has 14 exons. The record is from RefSeq and is a predicted model, not a curated record. Gene Ontology annotation, cellular component: nuclear exosome (RNase complex); cytoplasmic exosome (RNase complex); nucleolus. Lineage: Eukaryota; Viridiplantae; Streptophyta; Magnoliopsida; Sapindales; Anacardiaceae.
AUGCGGAGUGGACUAGUCACAGUCACAGAGUCAUGGCCAGAAUUUGCAUCCUUAUGUUUCAAGGAUAGAAGAUGGUGGUGGGCUGAUGUUGCUGCUGCUGGUACAAGGCUCGUAGCCUUCCAGUCUCCCUCUUCAAUACCUCCUGCUCCACUGAACAAAGGUUUUUGCCCCUUCUCUUUACUGCUUCAUCAUAAAUCUUUGAGCAAUUUGAUAGAGAAGGAAUAUGUAAGCUCUGAAGGACUUAGAUUAGAUGGUCGCGGCCCUAGCGAAAUGAGGCAACUACAAGCCGAGAUUGGUGUCGUUGCCAAAGUAGAUGGUUCUGCUAUGUUUGAGAUGGGUAACACAAAAGUCACUGCUGCUGUCUAUGGCCCUAGAGAGGUUCAAAAUAGGAGCCAGCAAAUUACUGACCAAGCACCAGUGCGCUGUGAGUACAGCAUGGCUAAUUUUAGUAUUGGAGAUCGUAUGAGAAAACCGAAGGUUGAUAGGCGAUCAACAGAGGUAUCUCUUGUUAUUAGUCAGACAAUGGAAGCAUGCAUAUUGACCAAUUUAAUGCCUCGUUCUCAGAUAGAUAUUUUUGUACAAGUUCUACAAGCAGAUGGAGGAACUCGAUCUGCAUGUAUUAAUGCUGCAACAUUAGCUCUUGCAGAUGUUGGGAUUCCAAUGCGUGAUAUUGUUACUUCCUGUAGUGCUGGAUACCUCAAUAGUAUUCCUCUUCUUGAUAGUGCUGGAGGUCCUGAUGUCACUGUAGGCAUUCUACCUACAUUGGACAAAGUUACUCUCCUUCAGAUGGAUGCUAAGUUACCAACCAAUACAUUUGAAGAUGUCAUGCAACUUGCUACUGAAGGCUGCAAGGCAGUAGCAAAUUCUAUUCGAGAAGUACUACUAGAGAAUACCAAGCAGCUAGAGUGUCGCCGAGGUUCAUAAUUGAUAAUUACAUUGGGUAAUUUAUUCGUGGAUUCUGUAGACUGGCCUAGUCGUUCUUGGGCUUGGAAUCGUACCAUUUUUACAGGGUGAUAUAAAAUCAUUUAUGGAUUGAAGUGAUAUGUCUCCUUAAUUCAACAUUCGUCCCUUGCAUGCACAGUGAGAUCAUAGCAUUUUCCAUGCAUCCACCUUUCUUACUGGAAAUUGUUUAGUUCAUACUAUUCUGUGGUUAAAUUAACACCAGCAGCUCAGAAAUUGUGCAAAACUGAUUUUUAAGGGACUUAGAAUAGCAAUUUUUUUAAUGUUAUGACUAUUCAUUAGAAGAUGUUAGUUCUUUUUCUCUCUUUUCUCUGCUUUCGUAUGCAUAUUUUGGAAGAAAAAUAGACGCCAUGAAGAGGAUCAUGAAUAUCUUUCUCCUUGAAUUCAAGCAAUGCAGGUCAAUCAGUUUCAUCGUGUUUGAGCAGAGAAUUGGCAGAGGCAAAGAAACCAUAAGCUUGCAGGCUUGAAAAAGCAUAAAAGCAAGAGAAAAAAGCUAACCGAGCAGAAAGCUAUUGGACUCAUUAUUCCAUUGUGAAAUUAAGAAACUCAACUUGACAAGAUUUCUUCACAGGCUCAGAACUUUAA